This is a messenger RNA of Dufourea novaeangliae, 2075 nucleotides long. RefSeq names its product U2 small nuclear ribonucleoprotein auxiliary factor 35 kDa subunit-related protein 1. The record is from RefSeq and is a predicted model, not a curated record. Gene Ontology annotation, biological process: mRNA splicing, via spliceosome. Gene Ontology annotation, cellular component: spliceosomal complex; U2AF complex. Lineage: Eukaryota; Metazoa; Arthropoda; Insecta; Hymenoptera; Halictidae. Bases 228 to 2075 code for a protein of 615 amino acids. Gene Ontology annotation, molecular function: metal ion binding; pre-mRNA 3'-splice site binding. The transcript has 4 exons.
GCAAAUGUUCCGGGCGCUUUGUUUCCUGUAACUUGAAUGAAAAGUCAGAUACGAUCUCGAUCGAAAUUUUGUCUCAAAGGUAACAUGGCGGCGUGCACGUGUCGUCUGCAACUCUUCGCUGGAAUCGCGUGUCGGACGUCUAACAGUUACCGGUUCGCGACUCUUGAACAAUUCACGGUAUCAUCGAAGGUAACACAAUCAAUACUCCGGGGGAAAAAUGCGUGGUAAUGGACGGGUGUUGCUCGGCGAAGAGAAGCCAUAAAGAAUGGCGACGAAUAGCGAAAAAGGAGCGUCGUAAACGUCUACGUCGCAAAGCAGCCGCUGAGCGGGAUGCGGAUGCGGAACAACUGAGGGCAGCACUGGAGAAAAACGCGGACUAUUUGAACUGGCUCGAAAAAUGUGAGAUUGACGAGGAGGAAAAAGAAAGGAUAGAGAAGGAGGAGCAUGAGCAACGAGAGCAGCUUUGGUUAGAAGAGGAGGUGAAAGCUCAAAAAGAAUGGCAAAUACUACAAGAACGCAAGCAAAAGGCUCGACAGAUACAAUUGGAACAGGAAACAAAAAUCCGACAGGAGUUCGAAGCGAAACAGGAAGUGAUUCGUAAGAAACAGGAAGAGGAGAAGCGAAGGAGAGAUGAAGAUAUCAAGAAACGGGAACUGUUGUUGAAGGAGAUCGAUGAUUACAUCGACAAUGGGAUCAAGACACCGGAAGCUUUACGCGAAGUCAUCGACAGUCAACCUGGAAAAGAACUUUGCCCGUUUUUCACGAAAACAGGCGCCUGCAGAUACGGCGACACUUGUUCGAGAAAUCACCGGAGAGUAUGCUUGAGCAAAGUGAUACUUGUACCUGGAUUUUACACUCAUUUCUCCCUGGAAAAGAAUUCCGCUGAGUACGACACGGACGUCGCCCUCGAAUUCGAGAGUUCGGAAACACGACAACAUUUUCGUGAAUUUUACAAAGACGUUGUGCCGGAACUCGAGUCCUUUGGAAGAAUAAAAACGCUCAAGUACUGCUGCAACACCGAGAUCCAUUUACGUGGGAAUCUGUACGUUGAAUACUAUACCGAAAGAGAGGCAGCCAGGGCGCUGAGAAAGCUGAAAGGUCGUUGGUACGCUGGCCGGCAGCUUAAUUGCGAGUUUGCCAAUCUGAAAUCCUGGAGAAGCGCUGUCUGCGGUAUGGCAAAAUGCCCGAAGGGGAGAGCGUGCAAUUUUCUGCAUACCUUCAGAAAUCCGCACGACGAGUACGACAUUAAAAGUCCACCUAGGUGGGCAAAGUCAUCGAUUUCCUCUUCCCAAGAUGUAACGACCAGCAAAAGAACCGAACACAGGAAUAAAUCGAAAUGGGAGUGCGGCAGCGAGGCAGACGAUGCGAAACAUUGGAGGUGGUCUGAAUCGCCUGAACUGGAACCGGAUCAAUACUCGCGGAAAACUGAUAAACGCCACCGAAAAAGAUUCACGCGCGAUAAACGGUACGAUCAGUCUGACAGAGAUAAAACCACGGAUAACGACGAAACACCGAUCAAACGUCGCCGAUCGAGUUCCAGAAAGCGUUUAGAAGAGAGAAUUAAAGACGACGACGUUUCGAAUGGCCGUGAAUCGUGUAGGAGAUACUCGAGGAAAUACGAAAGAGGGAGAGAGCAUGAUAAUGAUCAAGAGGAAUCGAGAUCGCCGAGGUAUUCUCGUAAAAAAAAUUACCGUUCGACAAGUCAUAGAUACUCGAAUAAAUACUGCAGGCAAGAAAGGGAUAAUCACGAAAAAGGUAAGCGUAAAUCGUCGAGUCGUCGUAGUUAUUCCGAAGACUCUUCGAGAAGAAAGUCCAAGGAGAGACCGGAUACGGUUGAUUCGGAUGAAACAGGCCACGUGAAACGUACGUCGCGUAUAAAGUCGAAAUGGGACAAAGACGAACAAAAUGAUUCCGAUAGCACCGAGGAGUCAUCUGGUUCUGAUUCGUCCAGUAGCGCCAACGACAAACGAACCGAAAAGUCGGAAUUGUUGGAAAAAGCCUGUAAACGAAACUCCGACGAUGAAUGGGCUACGACGGACUCGGAAAGCGAAUCAAUAAUCAAAGUGAAACAAUAA